CAGUGUACGCUCGCUGAUGGAUCCCGCGAUCCCGCCUGUGGACACCAUCGGCUACGUCAUUUUGGCGGGGACGGCUGGCUCAAGACUCUUCCCAUUGUCGGAGGACCUUCCGAAGGUACUACUCUCCGUGGCGAACCGGCCUAUACUAUGGUACAUCCUGACGGCUUUGCGACGCCUUGGUUCGUGUCGGGUUGUGGUCGUAACGACGGGGCGCUUCGAAACGCAAGUCAAGGAAGUGUGCUGCGAGUUGGUGCAACGCGCCAGGACUGGAAGUGAGGUGAGUGACGAGACCAAGGGCGAAUGCAUGGCGUCUCCGAGUCGUCACUUGCAGCUCGUGGUAGAUGUUUUGGUCGUAGAUGAGAUGCUGGGAAGUGGAGGGGCUUUGAAGGAAGCGCUGUGGCGGGAUGCGACACUCUCGGGGUGCCGAGAGGUGUGUGUUCUUGCUGGGGAUUGCUUGGUAGGCGCGGCAGCACUCCAACGCCUUCGAGCUGCUCACCAUCGUGCAUGCGUAGACUGCAGUCUAUUGCUUUGCGGACGGAAAGUCUCACUCACGCUCAAGGAUGUGAACGAUGCGGAGCUGCUACUGCUAGAUUCAGAGGGGCAUAUUGCAGCAAAGGUCAGUAAGCUUGAGCUCGACGAUGAUGCUGGAGGUGAAGGAGACGCUGAGGCGUCCCUACACCUGCCUCGGGCGUUGUUCGUGCGUACUCCUUUGCUUGACUGUCGUAGCGAUCUCGUGGAUGCACAUGCCUACUACUUUGAUGGCUUGGCAUUGCGCGCAGCUCUCGCAGCACCAGAACUUGCGCACGCGACUUCUCUUGGAGCAGAUAUUGUCCCGUACCUUGCUGCACGCUACUUUCAAGGCAUGCAACUACCUCCCUGCCGCCCUGCUCCUGCAUCGUGCGCGACCUGCACUGCCAUAAUGGCCAAUACUGAAAAAAUUACGUUGCCACAGGCCGCACGAGGCGCGGCUGCAUGCAUUGCUGAUGACUGGGAUCUUGGAGCCUCAGAUGAUGAUGACAGCGACGACCCCCUUGGUUCACACUUUGCCACGAGAGUUCGCACCAUUCCCACGUACGUAGCUGUCUGUCGGCAUGUAGUCGCGCACGCGGCAGCGUCUACACGCACCCAAGAUAUGAUGUGUUGCCAAAAAGUGUCACUCGCUAGGCGUGCGAUUUUACUCGGGCGCAAAGAUAUUACGCUCGUUGGCGAUGGUACUGUUCUUGGAGAGAAGGUUCAGCUGAAGCACAGCACCGUGGGCACGAAUGUGCGAAUUGGUGCUCGCUGCAAGAUUAACAACUCCAUCCUUCUCGAACGCGUCGUUCUCGGUGAUCACUGCGUUGUUCAAAAUUCGAUCAUAAGCGCAGAUGCCACGCUGCACGAAAGGUGCAACCUCAACGAAUGUCAAGUUGCUGCUGGCGCCAUCGUCCCAUAUAAAUUCCCAAAUCUUAAAAACAUGUCACUUUUCCACGCUCGCGAAUGGUGGUCAGCGAAGCUCGGUUGCGCUGAGUCCUUUAGUGACGGAUCAUUAGCGGUCGGAAUGAUUGAUUCAAAACAAGCUGGGUCUUCAAAAGUGAUAAUUGGGUCCUUGCAAGGUCGCCUGAGAAUCUUCGAACCUAGUCGAUACAGGAACGAAAUCGCGACUGCUCUCCUCCUGGAAUGUCAACUAGAAGCCCCAAUAUUACAAGUUGAGUUGGGAAGAUUGAUUGCACGGAAGGAAACAAAUGGUAUCGGUAUUUCAGUUCUACAUCCACACAAGGUCGCUGUAUACGCAGUUGAAGCUCGUAUUGUCAUGCUAGACUCCCUGGAAAACGAAAUUCCCAGCGCGGCAGGAGAUGACAGCAGUACAACUCAUCACGAGUUGCUUCUACAAUACAGUCACCGAUUUGACCAAGCGAUACCACCAUUUAUUGCUUUCUCGGUGUGCAUUGGUCCAUUUGGUGGUGCUCGUGGUCAUGAUCUCAUUCUGGUGCAAAGUAUAGACGGGCGCAUACUGAUAUAUGAAUACGAUGUCGGUUCAGUCUACACGCCUCAUCUCAUAAGAUUUACAAGGCGUUACCUUAGGCUGAAGCAUUUUCGAGAAGACUGCAGGACUGUCUUCUGCCUGAUACUCGCAGCCUCGACCGAUGUCAUUUCAACAACAAAUAGCUCUAUGGAGCCGGAGAACCCAAGGGGUGCGGCGACAGUUGCCAUCGGAUCAGAGGAGCUUCCUGGAACUACUGAAAAUUCAAUGGUUGGAAACGGCAUUACGUCGAGGAGGAUACUCACUGCAGACUGGAGCUUGAAUGUGGGUGAUGUACUGGCGCUUGGUGAACGGACAUUGUUUAUUUUGUCAGCAACUGGUGUUCUAAAGGCGACGAAAAUGCUUGAUUUUAGACCUAUGUCGAUGUGUGUUUACUCCCGCACGCAACGGUCGAUUCAAAGUGGCAGCACAACUUCAUCGGCCAACAUUCUUACUGACGAAGAUCAUGAUGGAUUUAUCGUCAGCACUGAUGAUGCCAGGCUUCUAGUCUUAGAUGAAUCAAGUCGUCUUACACUCCAGUACCUCGGUACAGAACCUUCAGUCGAAACUGAUGGACUUAAGCCCGGUGUUGAUGGAGAGGCCAGGGCUGCAGUACAAGGACAUGAAUAUGAUACGAUGCUGCGAGAACUUCGUAUGCUACGAUCGGGGAUAUCUUCCCAAGCUAGAACACCAGUUGAUUCAAUCAAUGCGAGUGUCAUCUUGCGUGUGCAGCCACCACGUCUCCUGGAUGCAGGAGCAGCGUGUUCUGAUUUAGACGACAAUAUGUCCAGAGAACAGCAAGGCGAAUGUGGGUUUUCCGGGGUGGGCAGGCUCUACACAACUCGUGGUGAUAUCCCUAGGAGUAGCUGCGAUCUACCAUGCAGUGUUACAGCAAGAAUUUUUGUUUCCUAUUCAGGUACUGGCAGCUUGGAUGAUGUGAUGAUUACUAUAGCUGCACCCGCUUGGACAAGUAAUGUCACGCCAAACGUAAUAGUCCCAAGGUUGCACGGCAAGGCAAAUACGCCAAUAACCGUGCAGUGCACCCUGAUUGCUCGGCCUUCGAUUCCACCUUCCGAACUUUGCGCCAAGGUAUCUGCGAUCUUUAUUAAGAACGAUAUCCCACGCUGCUCAUCAAUGGAGUUUCGACUUCCUAUGUCUCUCGCAUGUAGACUGAUCCUACCUCCGAAACGCGAGGCCACGUAUAAGCUAACAAUUCAAACUGAUAGAGAGCCAGUCUUAUUGAGCUCCGUCUUUAGUGACAUGUUCCUAUGUGAGAGCGGCACUGAGAGUACAGAUCUUGUGUCGUCUAACGCCGUUUCUUUUGCUUAUUUGUUCCACGUGCAAGAAGAAUUGGACGUUACUGAGAGUGAAUGCAGCACAACCGACCCUCGGGUUCCAAACAAGGCCAUAGCCACGAUUUUACUAUCGAGGAAUUCGGGUCGCUACCGUGUACAGUCCACCUCCAUGUCAGCCCUGUGGCUUGUUUUGGACGAGCUUGCUGCUCGUCUAAAAUCGCGGUGGGCUCACAGUGGUGGAAUAAAGAUGGCUUACACUGAACAACUUCCUCUGUCGGACUUCUAUGCCACUUUGGACAGACACCAUAAUUCGCGUAGCGCUGUCCGUCGCGCUGAAGCAAUGCUAAAUGACUCCGCCCAGCAAUAUAGAAUUAUCCAGAAGAGACUUCUAAUUCGCUUCAAAGACAGUCGCCCGGCAAAUCUCGAUAAAUUAGAUUUAAUAUUAUGGCAAACACACUCGAAUCUCCUUUAUUUGGCUUCGUGUGUAGAGGUUGCUCAUGAUGCUCGUGAUCAUGCAGGGCACAUUCUGGCAUGUGGAACGCAGUUGCUGCUCUUGUUAAUGCGAAUGCGUUUCACUCUAUCCCUGGCAGAUUUUGAUGUUCUUCGCAGCCAUUUGAGUCCGGCGGUGAUGGAAUGUAACCACGGAUCAGUAGACGAUUCGUUAUCGGGCUGGGAAGAGACUACAGAUGCUUCCCUGACAUAUCUCCUUAAAACUUCCCUGUUGAAGUCCUACCCUGUGUGUGGUCGGCGCAAUGACCAUGAGCCAGAGCCUAUUCCAAAGACAAACAUACCUCCAGUGCCACUGGCGUUUCCUGUGACGACAGAUAGACUAAAGAGGCAUGUUGCCAUGGUCUGUGACCGACUUGCGCAUGGUCUAACUUUCACGAGCAAUCGUGGGGCGCCCCAGGGACGCGCCUCAGCAUCAGUCAGGUAGUAGAUCGUGCCACUAUUUCCAGUCAUCAAGCCAAGCACCAGGCUGUAGCUUCCCCCGCGCUGCAAAAGCGCGAAGGGAGCAAGGGUGCAAAACCCAAGCCCCCACCCCUGACCGACAAGCGCUCAUUCUCGAGUAUAAAGCGCCACUACCGGG
Molecule: messenger RNA, 4381 nt
Organism: Aureococcus anophagefferens
Lineage: Eukaryota; Pelagophyceae; Pelagomonadales; Pelagomonadaceae
Exons: 10
Coding region: 17-4228 (1403 amino acids)
Biological process (GO): biosynthetic process; cilium assembly
Cellular component (GO): BBSome; membrane
Source: RefSeq, a predicted model, not a curated record